CAUGCCAUGCCAUUAUCUCCUAAUUGUUUUCUUGCAAAUCAUCAUUAUUUGAAAAGCAUCAUUAUUUGAGUACAAGAUCAAACACAAAUCCCAUUUGUCCACACCGAAAAGACACACACACACACACAACACAACACUACUCACAUUGGAUACUUUGGGAUGAUUUUGAUCCAAGAAAUCCCAAAUCACCCAAUUUACAGACUACUUAUUUAUUGAUCUCAAAACUAAAUCAAUGAAAACAACUCUGAUCUAUCAUCAUUCAUGGCUCUGUUCUCCGCAAUUGUCGCUCUUUCCGUUCUCGUCUUCCUCUACUCCCCCUCUCCUCUCCGGGGACCCUUCCUCUCCCCGCUCCUCCUCCUCCUUUCCAACGCCGCCCUCUUCCUCUGCCUCCGCCGGCUCGCUGCGUCUCGGGUAACCGCCCGGCCCGACAAAAUCGAGCCGGGUCCGCGGGUUAGUUCUGCCGCCCGACCGUCUUCGUCACUCCUAAAUCCGCGCGAUUCUCGCCCGGACCCGAUUCGCGGGGAAGAUCCUUUCGUGGAGUGGGACGUGAGAUCUCCGCUGGCGGCGAUCGACGAGGAGGAAUGCUGCUACGACGACGUUUUGCUCGGAAGAUGUGAUGUGGGUCGGUGCUAUCCGGAAACGGAUUCCGACGGUUAUUCGUCGUCGGACGGGGACUUAUCGGAUACCGGAGAAUGGGAGGGUUCCGGCCGGUGGGAGGAGGAGGAGGAGGAGAGAGAAGGGAUGAUGAUAGAGAUUAAACUGGAGUGGAAGGAGGAAGUAGGGGAAGAGGACAAUUUGAUCGAAAUUGACCUUUCUCCCAAAGCCGUUGGGUUUUGUGAUGAAGAGAUUUCCGAUUAAAUCUCAAUAAAAAAUGGAGUAAUUUUUUUUAUUCAAAUUAGAUAAAGGUUGUAUUAGAUAUACUAAUAAAAGGAUUUAAAAUGAUUUACAGUAAAAGUCAAAACGAGACAAAAUACUCAAAGACGGAGGUAGUUCUAUAGAAUAAUUUAACUUGUACGAG
Messenger RNA from Cuscuta campestris, 1018 nucleotides. The record is from the annotation of a GenBank genome assembly. Lineage: Eukaryota; Viridiplantae; Streptophyta; Magnoliopsida; Solanales; Convolvulaceae.